CCUGGAUCUACAUCAUUCGGUUCUUGUUACUCAAGAGCUAUUGUUUCUAUUCUUUUGAAUCAAAGUGAUAAUGUUUCUAUUCCCAUUCGCCCACUUAACCUCCCUCUUGGGUAGCCUUUAUAAUGACACGUGACCCUGGCGUCAUACCCGAUGCAAACAAACCAAACAAAAACACGACUUUCUUCAUUUGCCCCGUGACUUGAUCCAAGUCGCGAUCCGCCUCACAAUUGACAAACAGUCAGACGGUGCAUUUCUGCUCGCUCGCCCGCCAUGUAUCGCAUCGAACUUCUUCCCGGAUCGUCCUCACACGUCACCCCUGGAUGGUCCUAUGUGCCCGACCGCGGCGUCGGACCUGCCAAAGCCGCCAUCGCGCCAGCCGUUGGCCGGAAACGAGGCAUCCGUGAACCAGGAGGGCGGGGGAAUCUUUCGUCAAGACAGUCGAAUGCUAUUAUCCGUCACUUGGCGGAACUGGAUCGUGAGAAUCACAAAGAUGUGCAGAUCCCUGUCCCUGCGAGACAGAGAGAGACAGCUGCCAGGGCUCCCCGAGCAAAAACAACUACAAACUCGCGCCGUAUCCUGCAAUCCCAGAAGACGUUCCGAAACUACCUAGACGACGAAGAGGCCGCGCUCGCGCAGGCGGCGCAAACCACCACCCAGCGCCCGAGCGUGUCGAAAGUGACAAAACCCACGAAUCUGCGCCGGAGCUCGACUCCCGCCCAAGUCGUGGCCUCAAAACCGGAACCGAAGCGGCAGAAGAAAGUUCCGGCGCCUACAACUGCCGCACCUGAGACAACGCUCUCGGCCUCGACAGGGAAAGAAGGGAAAGGGGGUGAAUCAACUGAAGGAAAGGAAAAAGAAAAAGAAAAAGGAAGGGAAGAAGGAGAAGGAGAAGGAGAAGGAGAAGACGGGGAAGAUGCUGCAAACACACUCAUCUCCUCGCCAUUCGACAACGAUCCUCUUCUCCGCUCAUACAUCCCCUCUGCGCCCUCGGAACGUAUCAUGCAGGCCCUCCUGGCCGAACCGCCGUUAACUUACAACGCCUCGCGGGCGGGGCCCUCAGCCUCGAGUAAACUGCCGCGCGGGUUCUGCUGUAUCUGCGGAUACUGGGGGAAGAUCCGAUGCAAGAACUGCCAUUUACGCACGUGCGGGCUGGGCUGUUACAAGGUGCAUGAGGAUUCUCGGUGUGGUGCUUUUUUCUAGCAGUAUUGAUCUGAUAGAUCUGAUUGAUCCGGAUUGAGCAGAUAAUGAGU
Penicilliopsis zonata CBS 506.65 is the source of this 1250-nucleotide messenger RNA. RefSeq lists its product as hypothetical. Gene Ontology annotation, cellular component: Swr1 complex. NCBI's taxonomy places the organism in Eukaryota, Fungi, Ascomycota, Eurotiomycetes, Eurotiales, Aspergillaceae. The record is from RefSeq and is a predicted model, not a curated record. Gene Ontology annotation, molecular function: nucleosome binding. The coding region runs from base 271 to 1200 and encodes 309 amino acids. The transcript is spliced from 3 exons. Gene Ontology annotation, biological process: chromatin remodeling.